Messenger RNA from Diabrotica balteata, 6940 nucleotides. Lineage: Eukaryota; Metazoa; Arthropoda; Insecta; Coleoptera; Chrysomelidae. The record is from the annotation of a GenBank genome assembly.
AAGCUGGGGCUACGUCGACAGCAGAUUGCAAUUUCCUGACAAGGUGGUAAAUUCGGUGUCUACGUACUUGAGCAGUUGAAUGAGUUUUCGACACUGCGCAUUGAGAGUACUCUUCUUAUCUAAAUUUUCUUCAUUUUCUACUUGGCAGUAGCAAGACCAAGUAAAGCUGGAGAUUCUACGAAGAUCCAGGAUUUUCUAGGACGGAUUUUCUGUUUUUACAGUACAUGUUGCUGUAACGACUUGGCACGAAUCAGGACAAUCCCAAUAAAAUGCAGCAACCAGUGAUGGAAGGCGGAGCGGCUUACGAGCCCUCUGUAAGAAGCUACGACGAUCUUUUUCCAGCUCUACCGGAAUCGACCCCACAACAGCAAACUAACUCCAGCAUAGGACAAUGGACCAACAACAAGAUGAGAGUUGGAUCGACAACAAUUACCCAAGUAUUUAGAGUUCCAUAUGAAGAACGCAAACUCGAUGUUCAAAAAUUCGGCGAAGGCGAAUCAAAUCAUAUCUGCGGUAACAUAAUGAAGGAAACAGGAGCCCACAUUGAAAUAUCUCACGCUAAAGAUCAGUCACUGACAUUCCUCGUGACUGGCAAACAAAAUGAAGUACUAGAAGCAAGACGAAAGAUUUUGACACAUUUCCAAACGCAGGCAAAUAGACAAAUAGCAAUUCCAAAAGAACACCACAGAUGGAUUUUGGGCAAAAAAGGUGACAGACUAAAAGAAUUAGAGAAGACCACAGCGACAAAGAUUUCAGUACCUGCCAUGAACGAUCCAUCAGACAUUCUUACGAUAACAGGUACUAAAGAAGGCAUCGAAAAGGCCGAACACGAAAUUCGCGUAACCUCUGACCAACAAUCCAAGAAGGCCUCAGAACGCCUGAACAUCCCCAGGCAGUUCCAUCCUUUCAUAACUGGUCCCUUCAACCAAAACCUCAACAGCUUGAUGACAGAAACCGGUGCCAAAAUCAAUGUACCUCCACCGUCCGCAAACAAAGAUGAAAUCUUCAUUGCCGGCGAGAAGGAAGGUGUCAUGGCGGCUAAGAACAAAAUCGAGGAUUUGUACAAAUCGAUCGAGAAGAAAUUGAGGACUGUUUCAGUGGAGGUGCCCAAGAGCCAACACAGAUACGUGAUUGGACCAAGAGGAUCUACGAUUCAGGAGAUCUUGCAGACUACCGGUGUUAGCGUCGAGAUUCCACAGACUGAUUCACCAACUGGUACCAUCACAUUGCGAGGCCCUCACGAUAAACUAGGUCUCGCCUUGGGCGUAGUGUAUGAAAAAGCCAAUUCCGUUCGCUCCAGCGACGUGGACGCCCCCUCGUGGAUCCACAAAUACAUCAUCGGUCGCAAGGGUGCCAACAUCAAAGAGAUCACACAAAACUUGCCAAAGGUCCACGUCGAAUUUACCGGUAAGGACGACAAGAUCAAAAUCGAAGGGCCGCCCGAAGAAGUGGAAAAAGCACAAGAACAGCUGGAAAGCAUUGCGAAGGACCUUAUCAGUAAGAUGACCUUUUUGGAAAUGCACGUGGAUCCUAGACUAUUUAAGCAUAUCAUUGGAAAAAGUGGUGCCAACAUAAAUAAACUUAAGGAAGACUUUAACGUACUAAUCAACAUAGACGAGAGCGGUCUGGUUCGAAUUGAAGGCAACAGAGAAGACGUUGCAAGUACUAGAGCAGAACUAGAACAAAGAAUCUUCAAGCUAGAGAACGAAAAAGAAAAGGACGUAAUCAUAGAACAAAGACAUUACAGGAAUAUCAUAGGUACUAAAGGUGAAAAUAUCAAAGAUAUAAGAGAUAGAUUUAAUCAAGUACAAAUUUACUUCCCCGGUCCAGGAGACCGCAACGACAUUGUCAAAGUGCGAGGACCAAAGGAGGAUGUCGAUAAGUGCGCCAGGCACUUGGAGAAGCUAGUCAAAGAACUGAACGAAUCGUGGUACAAAAUUGACCUACCCAUCUACAAACAAUUCCACAAAUUCAUCAUAGGAAAAGGUGGUGCUAACAUUCGCAAAAUCCGUGAAGAAACCCAAACCAAGAUCGAUCUUCCGGACGAAGGCGACAAAAACGACACCAUAACAAUCACCGGCAAAAAAGAAAACGUCGAAGAAGCCUGCGAAAAGAUCCGUAAGAUCCAAGACGAAUUAGAGAACAUCGUAACUGAAGAAAUUACGAUCCCGCCUAAAUUCUACAAUUCCCUCAUCGGUGCCAAAGGAAAGCUCAUUCACUCGAUCAUGGAAGACUGUGGUGGCGUCACUAUCAAAUUCCCCACGGCUGAUAGCAAAAGCGAUAAGGUUACUAUCAGAGGUCCUAAAGAAGACGUCGAAAGAGCUAAGCAACAGCUGUUGGAUCUAGCCAAUGAAAGACAACUUGCCAGUUUUAGUGCCGAGGUGCGUGCCAAACCUCAACAUCACAAAUUCCUCAUCGGUAAAAAUGGUGCCAACAUAAAGAAAAUCAGAGACUCCACCGGUGCUCGUAUAAUAUUCCCAGCCGAUGAUGACGAAGACCGAGAGGUGAUCGCUAUUAUUGGCAAAAAAGAGGCCGUCGAAGAAGCCAAGGCCGCUUUGGAAUCCAAAAUUAAGGAUAUUGACAAUAUAAUAGAAAGCGUAAUGCAAGUCGAACCACGCCACCACAAACACUUCGUAGCUCGCAGAGGUGAAGUCCUGAACCGAAUCUCUGAAGAAUGCGGAGAAGUGAUGAUCUCCUUCCCUCGUUCGGGCGUCGACAGCGACAGAGUCGUACUCAAAGGACCCAAGGAGUGCAUAGAAGCAGCUAAAACCAGAAUCAACGAAAUCAUAGCAGAUUUGGAAUCGAUGGUUACUAUUGAAUGCAUCAUCCCCCAGAAACACCAUAGGACCGUUAUGGGCUCCAAAGGACGUAAAGUACAAAUGAUUACUUCAGAUUUCGAUGUGCAAAUCAAAUUUCCCGAAAGAGACAACCAAGAAUUGUACAAUCACGAACAAGUUAACGGAGAUAUCGAUACUGAACCUAUUAGGCAGUGCGAUGUGAUCAAAAUAACAGGAAAAGAAACAAAUUGCCAACAAGCCAAACAAGCUCUAUUGGACUUAGUUCCAAUUACGAUUGCAGUAGACGUUCCAUUCGACUUCCACCGUUCCAUCAUCGGCCAAAAAGGUCGCGAUGUAAAGGACCUAAUGGAUAGGUAUGACGUCCACAUCGUCCUUUCUGCUCAAGACAUCAGGGAAGAUAUCAUCAAGAUCACCGGUACGGCAAAUAACGUCGAAGAUGCCAAGCAAGCGCUUCUCGACAGAGUUAAGGAUCUCGAAGCCGAUAGGAAAGACAGGGAGUUGAGAUCGUUCGGUUUGCAAGUCGAAGUACCUCCAGAGUACCACCCUAAGAUUAUCGGCAAGAAGGGAGCUGUUAUCACUAAGAUUAGGAAAGAUCAUGAUGUACAGAUCACAUUCCCCAAAAAAGGUGACCCAGAAGAAUCAAUCAUCACUAUCACCGGUUACGAAACCAACGCCAACAAUGCCAAAGAUGAUAUUAUGAAGAUCGUCAACGAACUAAACGAGCUAGUCAAAGAAGAAAUCUCCAUCGACUCUAACGUCCAUUCCAGACUAAUCGGCGCCCGAGGGCGCAACAUCAGGAAGAUCAUGGAAGAUUUCAACGUCGACAUUAAAUUCCCGAGGGACGGGGACACCGACGAGAACCUCGUGAUCAUCACUGGCCAAGAGGAAAGCGUCCUCGAAGCCAAAGAUCAUUUGCUCAAUCUAGCCGAAGAAUAUUUGCAAGACUACAAUGAAUUACAAACCCGAGAUAGACUCCACACCUUGAGCUCCCACUUCGAACCACCGGCUGCUCAAAACCACAACGCCCAUCGCAACAGGGAUGAACCCAACAACGGAUUUGUCGUCCAAGGCGGUCCAUGGGAACAACAGAGAGCCGCCGCUCCCAACACCGCCAGCGUAACCGAGUUCCCGUCCUUCAGACGCAACGCAGAAGAACCCCAAUCUUCUCCUGCUCCAGUAGCGGGCGCCUGGGGAUCACGCCGAUAAAAAUGUAACUGAUGCAUCGCUUUUUCGCUCCUACUUUUUGUCGAAAACUACUUAUUCUAUUGAAUAUAUUAGUUUUUAGUUUGAUAUAUUUUAAAAUGUUUUGAUUUGGUUCCAAGCAAUUGUACUUGGAUUAAUCUUUACUAGUUUCUGUUGUGGUUGAUAGUUUCACUUUAGUUUCUUUAUCUAUGCGGCGUCAGAUGCGCCCAAAGCAUUUAAGAAUUUAAGUGUUGCUUUAAUGUUUGAGUUUUUCGGUUAAAUAUUCACGAGUUUUUUUCACUUUUUCAACAAAAAUUAAUCUGAAAGUACACAAUGAUCACUGCCAAAAAUAUAUAAUAAUUAAGAAGCAAAUUUCGCGACGUAACCGUUUCUGUAAGAGAAAUGCUAGAUUUCGUAUAUCUCGCUCUAUGAAUAACAUUAAUAGGUAUUUAAUCAUAGAUAUCAAAAAAAAAAUAAACAUCCCCUGCUAGAUUUAGAAAUUUUUCUCGCGAAAACGUUGCGAAAGAGAACUAAAACCGAAUCAAAUGCAACUCUGGCGGUUAAAUCAUUAUUCUAAACGAUAUAGUUAUGAAGAUAUGAUGUAAGUCGUUGAUUUUCAUUGUUUGUUGCUGUUUUCGCCGUUGACUUGAUUUGGUCGAGCUUUCGACGCAUUCUAUGGAGUCAUCAGUGCUUUCAGAACUUCAAUUUAAAUUUUUGUGCAGUUUAGUAUCUUUUGUUCUUUAAUCUAAAUACAAAUACAUAGUAAAAGUAAAGUCGGGUGUUAAAAUAAACUAAUACAGAUAUAAAGCGGUAUUGUUGUAGUAAAAAUGACAACUGUGUAGGUAAAAAUCUUUGAUUUUCUUAUUGAAAUUGCAUUAGCCGCCAGAUGUCGCCGUCGGUGACAGUUCUCCCGACUUUCGACGAAAGGUAGGAGCGUAGAGAGCGCCGUCAAAGUUGAGGUUAUGUUUAAAAUACUAACCUUAGUUGUUAAGUUAGUUGCGAACGUUGCAACCCUCUUCCCUCACUGUUUGCUGCAUUAAAAUAGUUAAAAUGGCCUGGCGACGUACCUGGACUCGCGAAUAAAGGUUCACCGACAUUGAAACUGAAUAAAAAAGAGAGAAAACUUUUGCUGGUUUCUUUUAUCUACGAUAUUAAAUCGAUGUCUUCCCUAAUGGAGGCAUUGUGCGGCCUAUUAUCGGCACUAAUAAGUAGAGAUGUUAUGAUAUUUACAAGUUUUUAUGUUUUUUUUUUAAGUUUUUUGCUAUGUAUUUUGUCGCUCCGAGCUAUAUUACGGUUAGGUACGUACUGUAAGCCUAUUUCGGGCAACGGCCUGUGGACAUACGAAACCAAAGAUUGCUCAUGUACUAUUUCUCUAUCACUGAUGAUAUGUUUUUAAUUCGAAUUUAUCGUGGGUAAUCUAAAAAGAACAAUAUGACGACAAUAAACGAUGGAGUGAUUCUAUUAAACAAAAAAUACUUUCAGCAUGAUCCACGGGCUGGCCUACAUAUCGGGACACACACUUUAGAUGGCAAAAAUUAGAAAUAAAGGGGCAGGGGUAGAAAUUCUGUGAUAUUAAAAAAUUACUUCAUGUCUACAUUGAAAGUGAUACAAAGGAAAUGUGACGACGAAAUUAACUAAUGCUUCUGAAAUUAUACUGAGGGACACUGCGGACUAGAUUUAACUUGGAAACGCGUCGACUUCCGUCAAGCCACUCGAACUACUUUGUCCGUCCCUUAUCUUGAAACCACGAAACGAUAGUGGCUGAUUUUCAUUAGUUUGUUUGUCAACGUGGCCCUCUAGUGAUUGAAAUAUUAACUACGUUCUGACAAUGAGAGUAUUUGAUGACAACUGACAAGGCAAUUAUGUCACAUUCAAAAGAAAUUGACAAUUCAACAAAACUCAUUUAAAGUUAGGCGAAAGUUUACAUUAUGAUCAUCUCAUAAUCUAAAUAAUAGAAUAUUUCUUCGUUAUCUUGAUUUUAGUUGACUUGGUAUGGUAAACAAAGGCAUUAGAAGUUGUUACAACAAUAAUCGUCAACAUUUUUCCUUUAUUAUGACUGUUAUAAGAUAAAAAUGUCUAUUAUUUACUCGUUGUGUACCUGUAAAUAGUUUCCUGGAAUCACUCGGAGUAUGAUAUUAGAUCUUGAAAAGUUACUGCGUUGACAACGUUUGGGAAACGUAUCCAACGUCGAUGUUGCCAAAUUUACAAUGUGAUCGGGAGGUUGCCGCGUAAUCUGCACAUUCUUGUCGAGUUUUUGUAGUAAGGGGAAACAAAAAAUGAAAAAAAAAACGAUCUAAAGUGUCUGGACCGUAACUCCAUAUAUGCAUACUUGUCGCAUAUCAUUGUGUUAUCAAUAUAUUUUAUAUUUAUAUUUUUUGAACUUUUAUAUAUUUUUAUUUGUGUCAUAACUUCUCUGCCCUUUUUUUCGAAAAACAAGGCAGUGGAUCGUGCCUUCCUUACAAAUUUCAUUUUUUUAUACGAUCGUACUAAAAUUAUCUCGCCCGUACAACCUCAAUGCGGAAAGGGAAUCUCGGUUUUGUUAGCCUCUCGUCCGUUCCGGUGUCCAGAUUAUAUUUUCAUACAUUGGGAAGUGGGCCUAGGAUGGCUCCUCGGGGUACACAGAUUGUUAACGGAAGUUUUUGGAAUGGAGGCGAGGCGGACAGUACUACCGCAGAUUCUUUUUUCUUUGUUACUGGAUCAUCUGUCCUGAGAGGUAACAGAAUUUGUAUUUUUUAAUUUUUUAUUUAAUUAUAUUUUAGGUAUGUUAAAACUGAACGUAUAUGAUGAAAAUAUCGACUGAUUGUGUAUUGUUGAAUCCGAUUCGGCAGUACUUAAUACAUUUGUUUGUAAAAUUUUGAGUUUUGCUGUUAAUCAUUGUAUAUAUGAUAAAUAUAUUAUUUUACAGAGUCCUUGAGGUCAAUUUUGUUAGCCCAGGACUAACCUGAGGGAGAGAAUAUAUU